UGGCUCCAUACAUUGAUCGUACAAAUCUUAAGAAUAUUGUGAUACGUUCUGGUCAGACAGUGAGGUUUGAUGUGGAUGUUAAGGGUGAACCUCCACCGACCAUUGCCUGGCUACAUAGUGAACAACCAAUCCAGCCAUCGGACCAUUUAAAAAUAGAGACAGAAGAUUACCACACUUUGUUUGUUCUUUCUAAAGCUAAAAGAAAAGAUACUGGAAAAUAUACAAUCACAGCAAAUAAUGAUUCAGGAAAGGAUGAAGUAACUGUGGAAGUCACAGUAUUGAGUAAACCUAGUAAGCCAAAGGGACCACUUGAAGUAUCUGAUGUACAUGCUGAAGGUUGUAAACUGAAAUGGGAGAAACCUGAAGAUGAUGGUGGAGAGCCAAUUCAGCAGUAUGCUAUUGAGAAGAUGGACACAGAAACUGGACGUUGGGUGCCUGUUAUGACAACAAAAGAACCAGAAGCAGAGAUUACUGGUUUAGUACCUGGGAAAGAAUACAAGUUUAGGGUAAAAGCUGUGAAUCCUGAAGGAGAAUCUGAACCUCUAGAGACGGAAAAAGCAACUCUAGCAAAAAAUCCAUUUGAUGAGCCAGGAAAACCAGGAAAGCCUUCUGCUAAAAACUGGGACAAACAUUUUGUGGAUUUGACUUGGGAGCCUCCCAAAAAUGAUGGUGGUGCUCCUAUCACUAGUUAUAUUAUAGAAAAGAAGGAUAAAUACAGUACUAAGUGGCAGAAGGUAUCAGAAAUCAUUGGAGAAAAAUGUGAAGCUCGUGCACCUGAUCUUAUUGAAAACAUGGAGUAUCAGUUCAGGGUUCGAGCUGUUAAUAAAGCUGGACCUGGUAACCCUAGUGAUCCAUCAGAUUUUGUUACUGCAAAGCCUCGAUUUUUGGCUCCUAAAAUUGAAAAAAUGCGAGAUGUUAAGAUUCAUGCUGGACAGACAGUUAAGUUCAAUGUCAAGGUUAUUGGGGAACCAUUGCCUAAAAAGACUUGGUGUUUUGGUGAGACCAUAUUGAAGUCAGAUGGCAACAUUACAAUUGACACUGAUUCAGAGAAAGCCUUCUUGACUAUCAGUAAUGCUCAGCGCAAAGAUUCAGGAUGCUAUAGCUUGAAAGCUGAAAAUUCUUCAGGAAAAGAUGAGGCCACUGCUGAAGUAACAGUUAUAGAUAAACCAUCAACUCCAGAAGGUCCUUUGGAAAUAUCUGAUGUCCAUGCAGAAGGUUGUAAGCUGAAGUGGAAACCACCAAAAGAUGAUGGUGGAGAACCAUUAGAUCAUUAUGUGGUAGAGAAAAUGGACACUGAAUCUGGACGUUGGUUACCAGUUGGUCGUACUAGUAAACCAGAAAUGGAAGUUAGUAACUUAACACCAGGACAAGAAUAUAAAUUCAGAGUCAGAGCUGUUAACCCUGAAGGAGAAUCUGAACCUCUGAUGGCAGCAAAAUCAAUUAUUGCUAAAGAUCCAUAUGACCCACCAGGUCAACCCGGAACACCUGAAGUUAAGGAUUGGGAUAAAGAUCAUGUGGAUCUGAAGUGGACUCCACCAGUCAAAGAUGGUGGUGCACCAAUUAAAGGUUAUGUCAUUGAAAGGAAAGAGAAAUUUGAUACUCGCUGGAUAAAAGCAGCAACAAUUGAUGGCAAUGUUUGUGAGGGUCGUGUCCCAGAUCUGAUAACUGGUGAUACUUACCAGUUCCGAGUUCGGGCUGUUAAUGCUGCAGGGCCUGGUGAGCCAAGUGAAGCCACAAAACCAGUUGUUGCCAAGCCUAGAAAAUUGCCUCCUAGAAUUGAACGUCGUUCUUUGAGACCAAUCACUGUUAAGGCUGGCCAGCCCUUUGACUUUGAUGUGAAGAUUAUUGGAGAACCUCCCCCAACUGUAACUUGGAAACUAAAGGACAAGCCUGUGACAGAAGGACCAAAUAUGACAAUUACAAAUGUCCCAUAUAACAGUAAGCUGGUCUGUGACAAAUCCCUAAGGAAGGACUCUGGAAUCUAUCAUAUAAUAGCAGUUAACCAGUAUGGCCAAGAUGAAGCUGAAGUGGAAGUAACAGUAUUGGCUAAACCAAGUAAGCCAGAAGGGCCCUUGGAAGUCAGUGACAUUCACAAGAAUGGAUGUAAAUUAAAAUGGAACAAGCCGAAAGAUGAUGGAGGUGAACCCAUCGAUCACUAUUUGAUAGAAAAGCUUGACCCAGAAACUGGGUCCUGGGUACCUGUGGGUAAGAGCCAUGUUCCUGAGAUGGAAGUGACAGGGCUAACACCAGGAAAACCUCACCAGUUUCGAGUAAAAGCUGUCAACAAGGAGGGAGUAUCAGAACCAUUGGAGACAAUCUCUCCUAUUGUUCCCAAAGAUCCUUAUAAUCCUCCUGGAGAACCAGGGUGUCCUGAAGCAACAGAUUGGAACAAAGACCAUGUUGAUCUGAAGUGGAAGCCUCCGGAUAAGGAUGGUGGUGCUCCCAUUUCUCGUUAUAUCAUUGAAAAGAAAAAGAAAGGCAGCCCUACAUGGGAGAAAGCUGCUGAAGUACCAGGAGAUCAAUGUAAAGGAACUGCUCCUUUCCUGGAAGAAGGAAAAGAGUACGAGUUCCGUGUGAUUGCAGUUAAUAAGGCUGGACCUGGAGAGCCUAGUAAAGCUUCAAAACCAGUUAUUGCAAAACCUCGCUUGUUGGCUCCAAGCAUUGACCGAAAAAAUUUGAAAGAUAUGACAAUUAAAGCAGGACUUCCAAUCAAAUUUGAUGUCAGUGUCUCUGGUGAGCCACCUCCAACAGUUUCUUGGAACCUGAAUGGUGAUAUUCUUAAACCUGAUAAUCAUAGAGAAAUUGAAAAUGUAGACUACAAUAGUAAGCUGACUGUUCGCCGUACUACUCGAGCUGACUGUGGAGAAUACACAAUUCUGGCUGUUAAUAGUUCAGGAAAAGAUUCUGCAGUUGUUAAGGUUACAAUUGUUGACAAACCAACUCCUCCUGAAGGACCUCUUGAAGUUUCUGAUGUUCAUAAAGAAGGCUGCAAGUUGAAGUGGAAACGACCUAAAGAUGAUGGUGGUGUGCCACUAGAAGGCUAUGAAGUAGAGAAGAUGGAUUCUGACUCUGGUGUCUGGGUUCCUGUUGGAAAGACGAAGGAACCAGGUAUGGAUGUAACGGGUCUUACACCAGGCAAGGACUACAAGUUCAGAGUUAGGGCUUUGAAUAAAGAAGGUGAAUCAGAGCCAUUAGAAACAGAAAAAGCCAUUACAGCAAAGAACCCGUAUGAUGAACCAAGUCAACCAGGAAAACCAGAAGUGACAGACUGGGACAAAGACCAUGUAGAUAUUAAGUGGACACCACCUGAAAAUGAUGGAGGAUCACCUAUUACUGGCUAUGUUGUAGAAAAGAAAGACAAGUUUGGUGACUGGGAGAAAGCACUGGAAGUUCCAGCAACUCAAACUAAUGCCACUGUUCCAGAUUUGAUGCAAGGUCAACCAUACGAGUUUCGUGUUCGUGCUGUUAAUAAGGCUGGUCCAGGUGUACCUAGUGAAGCAAGUGCUCCUGUUGUUACAAAACCAAGACGAUUGCCACCCAAGAUUGACCGAACUAGUCUUUACAAAGUUCGAAUCAAAGCAGGACAGUCCUUCAAUUUUGAUGUGAAUGUAGUCGGUGAGCCAGCACCAGAAGUGACUUGGAAACUACGAAACAGGAAUGUGACAUCCUCAGACCGUAUCAAAGUGAUAAAUGAACCAAAUAACACUAAACUCUCUGUACGUCAGGCUAGACGGGAAGACUGUGGAACUUACACUAUCACUGCAGUCAAUGAACAUGGAAAAGAUGAAGCUCAAGUAGAAGUAGUAGUCCUUGAUAAACCUUCUCCACCUGGUGGUCCAUUGAAAGUGGAUGAUGUUCAUGCUGAGGGUUGUACACUUAAAUGGAACCCACCAGCUGAUGAUGGAGGUACUCCUGUUGACCAUUACACUGUAGAAAAGAUGGAUCCCGAGACUGGAAAAUGGCUUCCUGUUGGGGAAACUCUAGGACCGGAAAAUUCUAUGAAAGUUAAAGGUCUCCAACCAGGGAAAAAAUACAAGUUCCGAGUCAGAGCUGCAAACAGACAGGGAGAAUCUGAACCUUUGGAAACUGAUAAAGCUAUUGAGGCCAAAAAUCCAUUUGAUGAACCAGGUAAACCAGGAACACCAGAAAUUGAAGAUUAUGAUAAAGACUUUGUGAAACUGAAGUGGAAACCUCCUACAGAGGAUGGUGGUUCUCCACUGACUGGAUAUGUUGUGGAGAAGAAAGACAAAUACAACUGUUCAUUUUCAUUACUAGAUGUCCCUGGUGCUCCUCAGAACAUGAAUAUAUCCAAUAUUACUAAAGAUAGUUGCCGGUUAACGUGGAAACCACCCAAAGAUGAUGGUGGAUGUGAUAUAUCACAUUACAUAGUUGAGAAGAAGGAUGUAGAAACUGGACGUUGGAUGCCAGUUGGAGAAACCAUUGAUACCAACAUACGAGCUGAUAAACUGAUAGAGAAUCAUGAUUAUACAUUUCGAGUGAAAGCUGUGAAUCGAGAGGGAGAGUCACCUUGGCUUAUUGGUAGAGAACCCAUUACUGCCAAAAACCCAUAUGAUCAACCUGACAAACCAACAGCACCAGAAGUGGUAGACUGGGACAAAGAUCACGUAGAUUUAGAGUGGCGGCCACCGAGACGUGACGGUGGGGCUCCCAUAACUGCUUAUGUUGUUGAAAAAAAAUCCAAACUAAGUCCUGUGUGGGAAGAAGCAUUGAGAGUUCCUGGUGAAGCAACAAAAGCAACUGUUCCUGACCUUAAAGAAGGAGAAGAAUAUGAAUUCCGUAUUGUUGCUGUGAACAAGGCUGGUCCAAGUGAACCAAGUGACCCAUCUCAAUCAGUGGUUGCAAAGCCACGAUAUUUGGCCCCGUCCUUAGACAAAGCAGCCUUACAUGACAUGAAGAUUCGUGUUGGCCGGCCUAUCAGUUACACAAUUCCUGUGCGAGGUGAACCUACACCUUCAGUUACCUGGCACAUUAAUGACAAGUCUGUUCUUGGAAAUCCACGUAUAGAACAGACUUUCACUGUUGGUCAAACCAUGCUCGACAUUCGCUCCUCCAUUCGGUCAGACAGUGGAAGGUACACUCUAAUACUGGAGAACUCUUCAGGGAAGACAAGUGCAUCAGCUACAGUUACUGUCAUGGAUCGACCCUCACCACCUGAAGGUCCACUUAACAUUUCCGAUGUCACUAGAAACUCUGCACAACUCAGCUGGAAGGUACCUAAAGAUGAUGGUGGAUCACCCAUCAAGCAUUAUGUUGUUGAAAAAAUGGAUGUAUCUCGUGGUACUUGGGUAGAAGUUGGCACCCCUACACAACUUACUUAUAAAGUUCCUAAACUGGUUCACAAAAAAACCUACGAAUUUAGGGUUCGUGCCGUCAAUGAAAUUUCUGAUUCUGAUCCUCUGGCUGGAGAUAAACCUAUUACAGCCAAAGAUCCAUGUGAACAACCAGGAGCUCCAGGGAAACCUAAGGUAACUGACUGGGACAAAGAUCAUGUGGAUCUUGAAUGGGCCCCACCCAAAGAUGAUGGUGGCUCCCCGAUUACAGGAUACAUUAUUCAAAAGAAAGAGCGUGGUACCCCUCUGUGGACCAAGGCGGCCGAGGUUCCAUCCUCGGCAACCAAAGCUACUGUUCCUGACCUUAUUGAAGGAAAUGACUAUGAAUUUCGUGUAAUUGCUAAGAACAAAGGUGGUGAUGGUGAACCUAGUGAGCCAUCUGAUCUGGUUACAGCUAAACCCAGAUUCUUGGCUCCGAAGAUUUUGACUCCGAUGACAGAGGUAAAAGUAAAGGUUGGCCGUACCCUUCACUCAGAAAUCAAGUUUAUUGGUCAGCCAGCUCCUGAAGUUCUUUGGAUGCAGAAUGGAAAGAAGCUAACAUCUGAUGAUAGGAUUACCAUUUCUGCUUUUGAUGACUACACUGUUGUCAAUGUAGUAGAUGCCAAGCGAUCCGACAGUGGACCUUAUGUUCUAACUGUUACAAAUGACAGUGGAAAAGAUAGUGGCACAUUAACUGUCAUAAUUCUUGAUAAACCAUUAGCACCUGAAGGUCCUCUCAAUGUUGAUGAGGUUGAUAAGGAUCAUGUAGUUUUAUCGUGGAAACCACCUAAAGAUGUUGGAGGCAGUGAUUUAACUGGUUACAUUGUGGAGAAGCGGGACAAAACACGAGAUGGGACCUGGGUUCCUGCUGUGCUUCAUGUUCCACCUAACUCCACGAAAUGUACCGUUCCCAAAUUAAUGGAAGGCACAGCGUAUGAGUUCCGUGUAAUGGCAGAAAACCCUCAGGGAGUGUCUGAACCACUGACCACCACCAAGCCUAUCACUGCCAAAAGUCCUUAUGGUGUACCAGGCACACCAGGCCAACCUCAGCCAGUGGAUCAUGACCGAGACUUUAUCAAAAUUAAGUGGACUCCUCCAAGAUCCGAUGGUGGCUCUCCUAUCCAAGGCUAUGACAUUGAAAGGAGGGACACUAAAGCUAACAGAUGGGUACGAAUUACUAAAACACCAGUUAGGGGAACAGAAUAUAAUGAUGAUACAGUGACUGAUGGACAUCAGUAUGAGUACAGAGUCAUAGCAAAGAAUGCAGCUGGUCCUAGUGAACCAAGUCAGGCUUCCAAACCUAUUGCUGCAAAGCCUAUGAAAGAGAAACCAAAACUGCAUCUGGAUAGUGGCCGUAAUAUUCGGGUCAGAGCAGGGGAACCAUUGAAUGUCAGUAUACCCAUGACUGGAGCCCCAGAACCAGCUGUAAAAUGGACCAUUAAUGACAAGCCAAUACCAGUAACUAAUCGCAUCAUAACAGAAAGUGGUGAUGAGAAUGUGAGCCUAAGUAUUCCUGUUUCUCAGAGAGGUGACAGUGGCAAAUAUACUAUUACUGCUAAAAACCCAUAUGGUGAAGACUCAGCUGAUAUAAAUGUACUUGUAUAUGACAAACCAAGCUCACCACGUGGACCACUUGAAUAUCCUUCCACUACAAACUCUAGUGUAACUCUGCAAUGGAAAUCCCCAGAAGAUGAUGGUGGCUCUGCAAUUACUGGAUACCAGAUUGAGAAAUGUGAAUUUGGCAGUGAUAGAUGGCUUCCAGUACCAGGGUACUGCCCCACCACAACCUAUACUGUUAGAAACUUGGAAGAAGGAAAGCAAUACAAGUUCAGAGUGUCUGCAGAAAACAUGUAUGGCGUCAGUGAACCUCUGGAGGGAAAACCUGUUACUGUCAAAAACCCAUUUGAUACUCCUGAUGCACCAAGUCAACCAAAGGUUACUGACUUUGGUCCAUCCUUUGCAGACAUAACAUGGAAGCCACCUACUAAUGAUGGCGGACGACCAGUUACUGGUUAUAUUGUUGAGAAGAGAGAAAAAGGUUCACCUGAAUGGACUCCAGUCAAUACACACCCUACUCCAAGUACAGAUUUUACUGUACCUAACUUAACAGAAGGGCAAACUUAUGAGUUCAGGAUUGUACCUGUUAAUGAAGGAGGUCGAGGCAAGCCCAGUAGACCCAGCCAACCUGUUACAGCUCAGGAAAGAAAAUAUGUUGCAGAUGCUCCAGAUAUGCCUCGUGUGGAUAAAGUCACAAAGAAUUCUGUAACUCUCGCCUGGAAAAAGCCAGCUAAUGAUGGAGGGAGUAAGAUAAAAGGAUAUCUUGUAGAAAAGAAGCCUAAGGGUGCCAAAGACUGGGAUAUUGUUAACACAAUCCCACAUCCUGACACCACAUACACUGUACCAAAUUUGACAGAAGGUCAAGAAUACGAGUUCCGUGUAAUAGCAGUCAAUGAUGUAGGAGACAGUCCACCAAGCCAUCCUUGUCCAAUGGUAUUAGUAGAAGACCAACCAGACAAACCACGAAUUGAUGCAGGAAAUGUCAGAGAUAUUGUCAUCAAAGCAGGCCAAGAGUUUAACAUCAAUGUUCCAUUCAGUGGUUUCCCAAAACCCACUGCCACCUGGUCUAAAAAUGACUUUGAAGUUAAUGAAAAGGAUCCCAGGAUUUUCAAUAAGGUGGGAGAUGACUAUGCUGUUCUAGCUUUGUCAGAUGCCAAGCGAUCAGAUUCUGGACAGUACAAAUUGUUCUUGAAAAAUAAGUCAGGAUUUGACACUGCUUAUUGUAAAGUCACUGUUCUUGAUCAUCCUGGACCUCCAGAAAAUCUCAGAGGUGAAGACAUUGAAGGAGAAUCCCUAACGUUGAAAUGGCUUCCACCAAAAGAUAAUGGUGGCUCUGAAAUAACGAACUAUAUGGUUGAGAAGAAAGAAGUUGGGGCCACUGCUUGGACAAGAGUUAGUAGUUAUGUGACAACCACAGCCUGUAGAGUAAGAAACCUUAUGGUAGGCCACAAGUAUGACUUCCGAGUCAUGGCUGAAAACCAGUAUGGAACCAGUGACCCAGCCGUCACGAGUGAGCCCAUCAUGGCAAAACUACCUUUCAAUCCACCAAGUGCUCCAGGUAUUCCUCGCUUUGUUGAAUCAUCUGAAGAUUCCAUUACUUUAUCAUGGACCAAACCUCGUAAUGAUGGUGGAAGUCCCGUCACUGGAUACAUCCUCGAGAAACGUAAGGCUGGUGAUGAAAACUGGACUAGAGCAUCAAUGGCUGUUAUACCUGACCUUACUUACCGAGUUAGUGGGCUUAAGGAGAACUGUGACUAUGAGUUCCGUGUGUGUGCAGUAAAUGAAGCAGGACCUGGUCCCUACAGUUCAGCAUCUGAUAGUAUUAAAGCACGGGCACCACCUGCUGCUCCUAUGAUUGAUGCCAGUUUUGCUAUGCGUGAUAUUGUUGUGCCAGCUGGACAAGAGUUUAACAUCAGAGUUCCAUAUUCAGGCAACCCAACACCACAUGCAUCAUGGACAAUUAAUGGCAAAGACUUGCUUCCCGAUAAUCGGGUCUACUCUGAAGUCAAUGUAGCUUUCACUGUCCUCACUAACAAAUGUGCUAAGAGAGAGGAUUCUGGGAAGUAUACUCUUAAACUGGCUAAUGGUGUAGGCUCAGACUCUGCUUCUUGUAAGGUGUUAGUUGUGGACAAACCAGGACCACCUCAAGGACCUUUGCAAGUUACUGAUAUAACACCAGAGACUUGUUCAUUGUCAUGGAGACCACCAUUGGAUGAUGGUGGAAGUCCUAUAUUGAACUAUGUUGUGGAAAAACAAGAUCCCACUACUAAGAUUUGGACCAAGUUAAGUGGGUUUGUUCGAGGGUGUCAUUAUGAUGUCAUGGGACUAGAGCCUAACAAGAAGUACAACUUCCGUGUCAGUGCUGAAAAUGAAUAUGGUACAGGACAACCUCUGGAGACAGAAAAAGCAAUCACAGCAAAAUUCCCAUUUGAUGUUCCAAAUCCUCCUGGAGCUCCCACUAUUGUGGAUUGGGAUGCACACAGUGUGAGUUUGGUAUGGGAACGACCAUCAAGUGAUGGAGGCUCAAAAAUCCAAGGUUAUAUUGUGGAAUACAGAGAUCCUUUGGAUGGUAACUGGAUCAAAGCAAACAAUUUUCUGGUCAAAGAUACAACUUUCACUGUGCCAGAUCUUCUAGAAAACCACGAGUACGAGUUCCGUGUGAAAGCUAAAAAUGCUGCUGGACUCAGCAAACCUAGUCAACCUACAGCUACCUUAAAACUCAGGCCCAAAUUUACUGCACCAUCUCCACCUGAAAACCUGAAGGUCACACGAGUUGGACGAAGCUAUGUAGAUCUGAAGUGGGACAAGCCACAGUCUGAUGGAGGCAGCAAGAUUACAGGAUACAUCGUUGAGAAACGAGAAAAAGGCAGCUCUUUCUGGUUCAAAGCUAAUGAUUACAGUGUUAUUGACUGUGAGUACACAGUCUUGAACCUUACAGAGGGUAGUGAGUGUGACUUCAGAGUUUUUGCUGUGAAUGCUGCUGGUAAGAGUGAGCCUGUAAUGACAUCUGGACCGGUGAAAAUCCAAGAAUUUUCAGAUGGUGUUAAGCCAGAAUUUGUCAGAAAGCUUUUGAAUAAGAAUACCAAUCUUAACAAGUCUGUGACACUGGAAUGUGAAGCAAUUGGUAAACCACACCCUGUAGCUCAGUGGUUUAAGAAUGGACGAGAAAUUCAUCCAGGAGGACGUAUUAAAGCUCUAGAAAAAGAGGAUGGAGUUUAUAAGCUUCAAAUUACAGAAGUUUGGGACACAGAUGAUGGAGAUUACACGUGUGAAGUCAAUAACUCUCUAGGCUCAGACAGAUGUACUGCAAGACUUAAUGUAGCGGCUCCUCCAAAGAUUGAAAGAUGUCCUAAUGAAGUCUGCUUCCCUGAACAUGAUAAUGGAAAAGUGAAGAUUUUCUUCUCUGGAACUGGACCAUUUGAAGUGAAUUUGUUUAAGCAUGGACUGGAAGUGAAUGAGAAUGAACAUAUGAAAAUGACCAUUUUUGAUGAUUAUGUCAUCAUCUUUUUGAGAGAAGCCUUGAAGAAUGAUGAGGGCAAGUACAAGCUAACAGUAAGGAAUGAAAGUGGAGUGGCAGAUGCCAGUUUCUCUAUGAUUGUUACAGGUCUUCCUGGACCACCUGAAGGACCACUAGAGGUCUCUGAUAUCACACAGCAUACGGCAUCACUUUCCUGGCGACCACCAGCUCAUGAUGGUGGCUCCAAAAUCACACAUUAUGUUGUGGAGAGAAAGGAAACUAGUCAUAGUCAGUGGGUGAUAGCCACAAGCUACAGUAGGGAUACAAACUGUACAGUUCAAGGUUUAACAGAAGGUGGAGAAUACCUCUUCCGUGUAAUGGCUGUUAAUGAAAAUGGACAGGGUUUGCCACUAGAGGGUACUAAUCCAAUAAUUGCCAAAAAUCCAUUUGAUCCACCUUCUGCACCAGGAGUGCCAACUGUAACAGAGGUUGGUGGUGAUUUUGUAAAUCUUUCUUGGGAGAAACCUGAAUCAGAUGGUGGUGCCCGAAUACAGGGUUACUGGAUAGAUAAACGGGAACAUGGCACUCAGACGUGGCAGCGGGUUAACCAGUUCCUUUGCAUUACAACCCAAAUCAACAUCUCAAACUUGAUUGAAGAUAGACAGUAUGAAUUCCGUGUGUUUGCUGUGAAUGAAGCUGGCAUUAGUCCCCCAUCAGUAAACUCAUCUUCUGUUAAGAUCAAAGACCCAUUGACUUCAAGUCCACCAGAAUUUAUUGUCCCACUCCGGCAGAUUGUGGCUGUAGAAAACAAGAGUGCAGAAUUCGUUUGUAAAGUUACAGGCAACCCAAAACCACAAGUUACAUGGUACAAGGGAAUGAGAGAGCUGUUUGAAGGUGGUAAAUAUUCGAUGAUCCGUGAAGGUGACACCCAUACGUUGAUGAUCUCUGAAGUGUAUGGUGAGGAUGCUGAUGAAUACACCUGCCGAGCUGUCAACAGAGGAGGAGCUCGUACAUCUAGAGCAGAACUUAUCAUCAAAACGGCACCUCAUAUCAACGUUCCACCUCGGUUCCGAGAGCUAGCAUGUUUUGAGAAAGGAGAAAACAUUGUGUUAAAGAUCCCCUUCACUGGUUUUCCAAAACCUACCAUCAAGUGGAUGCAUGAAGGAGAGGUGAUUGAGAGUGGAGCUCAUUAUGACAUCAAAGUGAGUGAACGUCACGCCAUCUUAAUGAUCAGAGAUGUCUCCAAAGCUGACAAUGGACCAUAUCGUCUGGUGGCAGAAAAUGAAUUAGGAGUGGACUCUGCCAUCAUUAAAAUCCAGAUUAGUGACAAACCAGAUCCUCCAAGGUUCCCUGUGAUAGAAAACAUUUAUGAAGACUCUGUAACACUUUCCUGGAAGCCACCUCUGUGGGAUGGCAGCAGCAACAUCAAUAACUACCUAGUGGAAAAACGAGAAGUACCCAUGAGUAGCUGGAUUCGUUGUGGCACUUCAAGGUUCUGUAACAUGACAAUAACUGGCUUGAACUCCAGUAAAGAUUAUGAGUUUAGAGUGUAUGCUGAAAAUGUUUUUGGAAGGAGUGAUCCAAGCGAACCAACACAAUUAAUCACCACCAAAGCAUCAGGAAAACAAAAAGCAAAGAAGAAGAAUUACAUGGUUGACGCAUCUGGUAAAAAGAUUCGUGGGAAAUCUGAAGGAAGGGUUAAAAAUUAUGAUCAGUUCGUUUUUGACAUGUAUGAGAAGUACAUUCCACAGCCCGUGGAUAUCAAGACUUCAAGUGUUUAUGACUUUUAUGACAUUUUGGAAGAAAUAGGAGUUGGUGCAUUUGGUGUCGUUCAUCGAUGCCGAGAAAGGAAGACAGGAAACAUCUUUGCUGCAAAGUUCAUCCCGGUGUCCCAGCCUGCAGAGAAGGCUGUCAUCAAGAAGGAAAUUGACAUAAUGAACCAACUUCAUCAUCCCAAACUGAUUAAACUUCAUGAUGCUUUUGAAGAUGAUGAUGAAAUGGUUUUAAUUUAUGAGUUUAUGGCAGGUGACGAACUGUUCGAGAAGGUCACGGCUGACGACUACAAAAUGUCUGAGGCAGAAGUGAUCAACUACAUGCGACAGAUCUGUGAAGGGGUAAAGCACAUGCAUGAGAAAAAUAUUCUUCAUUUAGAUAUCAAGCCAGAAAACAUCAUGUGUCAGACUCGGACUGGCACAGACAUAAAACUGGUUGAUUUUGGUCUGGCCACAAAACUGGAUCCAAAUGAAAUUGUUAAAAUCUCUACUGGCACUGCUGAAUUUGCUGCUCCUGAAAUUGUAGACAGAGAACCUAUUGGUUUUUAUACGGAUAUGUGGGCAGUUGGAGUUUUAGCUUAUGUCUUGGGAUUCUCCUAUAUUAAGUUAGCUGGAGUUCUUAAUUAUUUUUAUUUCUGCAGAAAACGAAUGACCAGCCAUGAGUGUUUGGAACAUCCUUGGCUGAAGGGUGACAUCAAGGAUGCUCCAACUAUUCCAAUUCCUUCCAGAAAGUACAUGGCUCUUCGAGAUCGCAUCCGAGCAAAAUAUGGAGAUUACUGGGAUGCAUGUCUACUGCCCUUUGGUCAUAUUGCCAACUACAGUUCACUUAGAAAACUACAAAAAGAUAAAUAUAGAAUUCAAGACUUCUACAUCGACUCACGGCAAGCUGCUCCAAGGUUUGUGAUUCGACCACAGAGUACAUUUGCAUAUGAGGGUCAAGCAGCUAAGUUCUACUGCCGAGUGAUUGCUGCAGCACCUGCAACUGUUACAUGGUUCAGAGAAAAUGAAGAACUCAGGCAAAGUGUAAAGUUCAUGAAGAGGUAUGAGGAUAAUGACUUUUACUUCAUCAUUAACCGAUGUAAAAUUGAUGAUAAAGGGGAGUAUAUUAUCAAGGCUGAAAACCACUAUGGCUUUAGGGAGGAACCAGUUUUCCUUAAUGUACAGUCAAUCCCGAAAGAAAUUCCAAAAAUAAAACUUGAUGAACCUAUUAGGUCCAGUAGCAGGGAUAGUGAAUGUAAGAAUAUACAUGGUAACAUGCUAUUACAAAUUAAGUGGUUCAAAAAUGGCAAGGAACUCAGCAAGUACGACUACAGUAUAGGUUUUGCAGAUUCUGUGGUGUCUCUCGAAUUACCAUCAUGUACAGUAGAUGAUGCUGGCAAGUACACCUGCCGUGCUGUAAAUUCACUUGGAGAGGAUGAGACAACAUGUUUCAUUAUUGUUGAAGAUCGAAGAGGGCCAUCAAUAGCCCAGUCUCCGGUAGUGGUCUCUCCUGGAGCAACAACCCCACGUAUACCUACACCCACCAAAGCUCCUUUUGCAUCUUCUAUUAGUGACACUUAUAAGCGAGAUUACAAACAUGACUAUUCACAAGAUUUCAACUUUUCAACCAGUCGAACAUCAGAUUAUUCAGACAAAUACUCCUCUUCGGUGAAAAAGUCAUCUGAUUAUUCCUACUCAUCCAAAACCCAGGAUUCAUCUCAAUCUUACAGCUCAUUAAAGUCCAGUAGUAAAUCAACUACAGCUCAAUCACUAGCAGCUGCAUCAUCUAAACUCUCCGCAGAUUCAGAGUUCCUGUUGUCUCCUAAACGUGCUCAGAAGGCUUACGGAAAGAAAGAAGGCACCAGCCCUCAGCGUUCCCGGACAGCAACAAAAGAGCUGGAAAUUCCCGAAGACAAAGCUAUGACACCUCCAUCUUUCAAACAAGGACUACAAGAUUUGAAGAUUAGAGAUGGAGAACCACUUAUUCUAAAAUGUGUCAUUGUUGGAGAUCCUGAGCCUAAAGUUGAAUGGCUUCGGCAGGGCAAGGUUCUCCAUUCAUCAGAGAUCAUUGAUCUGAAGUACAAGAAUGGCGUUGCCACCCUAAUGAUUGCUGAAGCCUUCCCUGAAGAUGAAGGUGAAUACAUCUGUAAAGCAUCAAAUCCUCUGGACACCAUCUCCACCAAAUGCAAACUGACCAUUCUUCCUAUGGAAGGUGCCAAGACAACUGAUAAAAAAGGAGAAAGUAAACCUCCACGGAUCACAGAACAUCUGAAAAGUUUAAUGGUUAAAGAUGGUGAACCUGUAACUCUUCAGUGUGCAAUCAGAAGUUCCUCUAAAUUUGACGUUGUAUGGCUCCAUAAUGACAAGGAAAUCAAACCCAGUAAGGACUUUGACUACAGACAGUAUGGAGAUACAUAUCAGUUGGUAAUUAAUGAGAUUUUUCCAGAAGAUGGAGGAAUUUACACGUGUGAGGCCUUUAAUGAUGGCGGUGAAGCAUUUAGUAGUUGCACCUUAAUAGUUUUAGUUCCUAAGGAGACUCUGAAGGGUCCUGGUUUUGCCGAAUUUCCUCAGUCUGCCACUGUUAUAGAAAAUCAACCCGUUACUUUUAAGCUGAAGACAGAAAAGGAUGCACUAACAGUACGCUGGCUUAAAGAUGGAAAACUGUUCGAAGAAGAAAGUCCAAGGCAUCAGAUAACUCAAAAAGGAAAAACAUUUAUUUUACAAAUCCCAGCAGCACUGGCGACAGAUAUUGGUCAGUACACGGCUGUUGCUGUAGACAGUUCUGGAGAAUGUAGUACUACUUUCUCUCUCAAUGUCUUGGUAGAAGGAGAUCUUUGAGUCUCUCAAACUUUUCUACAGUUCAUUUAUAAGUUUUCUUCACUAAGACCCAAGAGGAAAAAGGACUUUUAAUCAUGUACCUUUUUACAGUCUUCUUCAGAAAAGCUUCAUAUGUUGUCUCUUGUUUCAUCUGCUAUUUUGAAUUGUUUUCCUUAUUAUGUAUACUAUGUAAAAACUGUUGGAGCUUUGAACAAGUAUGUGUAUUAUAAUGUACCACAUAAAAACAAGCUUUCAAUCUAUGGUAAAAGACAGAAUGAGCACAUGUAUGUUUAUGUUUCCUAUGGAUCGUAUGUCAGAUGCUCAAUUAUUGUUCUUUUUUGUUUCCCUUAAAGCCAAGAGUUAAGAUUUUGUGGCUCUUAUUUGAAUUAUUAUUAAAAGGGAAAAUUCUUUUUUAUUAACUAUUCAGUUUGAGCCAUUAUUUGUUAGUUCAAAAACACUGUAAUUAAUCUUUAUCUCUGUAUAUGUUUUGUUUAUAAGCUUGUUUCAAGCUUUGGAGUACAGUUUACUUGAAAGUUGAUCUUUGGAACUGAGUUGAAUCCUAUUUAUUUAUUUAAUACAUAAACUGUAUUUCAAGAGCUGUAUCACAUGCUUGUAGAAGCUUGUUGAAGUAAUUUAUUUCAAGAAAAUUAAUAGACAUGUUUAUGGUAAUGCAUAUAAUAAGCAAAGCAGCUAUGGUACCUGUAGUGUAUCCUUGGUCAAUGGGAAUAAAAGUGUUGAGAUUUA
This is a messenger RNA of Limulus polyphemus (Atlantic horseshoe crab), 15656 nucleotides long. Its product is annotated as twitchin-like. The annotation marks the transcript as partial. Gene Ontology annotation, molecular function: ATP binding; protein kinase activity; protein binding. The record is from RefSeq and is a predicted model, not a curated record. Lineage: Eukaryota; Metazoa; Arthropoda; Merostomata; Xiphosura; Limulidae. The transcript has 80 exons. Gene Ontology annotation, biological process: protein phosphorylation.